CGCGUGAGGCUGCCAGGCUGCCGGGCAGGAUGGCUCUGGGCACCGAGCCGGCACUUCUCCGAGCCCAGGCCCGGGCCCGGCAGCCGCCGGCCAGCUACGAGGAGGAGCCUUACGACUGCCUCGACUACUACUACCUGCGCGAUUUCCCGGCCCGCGGGGCCGGACGCAGCAAGGGCCGGACGCGGCGAGAGCAGCAGCUGCGCAGCAACCGGCUGCUGCCGGCCGGCCACGAGCGCAAGAUCACGCAGAAGCUCCUCAAUGGGCAGCGCCAGCGGCGCCAGCGGCAGCUGAAGCCUCGGCCGCGCACUCGCCUGGCCUGAGCGCCGGAUGCCCGAAGGACCUGCGCAGAGUAUUUUCUCCGACUCCCAACUGUAGCCGAGGCCCUAAGGGGGAGAGAAUCCAUGCUGGUGGACAGAACUCUUCAACGUCGCUUAAGUUUACUGCUUCACUGUCUUUCUCUUACUAGUUGAUUGUUAGGUAACAGCCAAGGGCGUAUGCCUUUUUAGGAUUUUCUAAUUAAAAGGGAACAGCAAGAAUGGCAUUUUAGCUCCUCCUGGUUUUUUUCCGCCCACCAGUUACUAUGUUAACUCAUUUCAAGGCCACAAAUACUUGGCUUCUUAGGCGUAGCGAUCACAGAGAAGAAUGGGGGAGAGGAACAGUAGGGAUUUAUUGAGGACUUCUGCUCAGGUGUUACAGACUAUUCGAAGGUGUGAUAUUAUAAUAGUGUAUAUUGGACAGUUGCUAGGUCCUCUGCGGGACUCAUCCUGCAACCCUUUGAGGUAGAUGCCUCUGUCCCCACUGUAGAGGAGGGAUUCAAAGGCACACAGAGUCCCAAGAAUUUUCCAGAGAUCACACAGGUAAUAGACCAGGUGAUCUGACCCGGGUUCUUGGGCGUUGUUCUGUUCUACAUUUUUUUACCACAGAAGUAAGUAUCGAUACCUAGGGGCUGGUGCCCGAAGCCGGUGCUUAGGGCACUUAGCUGGUUGGAGUGCCUGAUGCUCUGCUUCUGAUUUACCGUGCUGCUAACGCAGUCCUGGGAAGCAGCAGCUGAUGCUGUAACUACUUGGGCCUCUGCCACCCACAUGGGAGACUGUGGGAGACCAAGAUGAAGUUCCUGGCUCCUUAGCUUUAGCUUAGUGUAGCCCUGGCUGUUGCAGCAGUUGGAAGGUUAAUCAAGAGAUGAGAGAUCUCUCUCACCCCUUUCUUGCCUGUUUCUCCCUCUCUGUCACUGGGUUUUUCACAUAAAUACAUCUUUCAAAAAAUCUGUUUUGGGCCGGCACUGUGGCUCACUUGACUGGUCCUCCACCUGUGGUGCCGGCACCCCAGGUUCUAGUCCUGGUUGGGGCGCCGGGUACUAGUCCCGGUUGCUCCUCUCCCAGUCCAGCUCUCUGCUGUGGCCUGGGGGGGCAGUGGAGGAUGGCCCAAGUGCUUGGGUCCCUGCACCCGCAUGGGAGACCAGGAGGAAGCACCUGGCUCCUGCCUUCGGAUCGGCGCAGCGCCGGCUGUGGUGGCCAUUAGGGGAGUGAACCAACGGAAGGAAGACCUUUCUCUCUCUCACACUAUCUAUAACUCUCUGUCUCUCUCACUGUCUUAACUCUGCCUGGCCAAAAAAAAAAAAAAAGCUAUUUUGUACUUAAGUUUUAUCCACAAGUUUCCUGUGGGGACAUGUUCUGUGCAAACCACACUACAUUUUAUUUUUUAUUUUUGGAUUAUAUUAGAAGUACUGUCAAGAUGUGACGUGGUACCAAGUUUUAAGUUUCUAUAAUGGAAAAUGCUAUUAAUACAAAUGUUUGAGAAUUAAAAAGUCUAAUGAUCUUGUGUUACUAGACAUGAUAGUUAUCUUAAUGAGAAAGCCCCAGAGGCCUAAAGGGUUAAAUAAUUGUAAAAUCCUACAGGUGCUUUCAAAAAUACUGUGAAGUAAGCAAGUGCCUCUUGUUGGCUGAUGAGUUUAUAAUUUUAAACAUGGUGACUUAAAGUCUUUUGUCAUCCAUAGUUAUA
Molecule: messenger RNA, 1998 nt
Organism: Lepus europaeus (European hare)
Lineage: Eukaryota; Metazoa; Chordata; Mammalia; Lagomorpha; Leporidae
Gene: NUPR2
Product: nuclear protein 2, transcriptional regulator
Exons: 2
Coding region: 30-320 (96 amino acids)
Biological process (GO): regulation of transcription by RNA polymerase II; negative regulation of cell population proliferation; negative regulation of cell cycle
Cellular component (GO): nucleus
Source: RefSeq, a predicted model, not a curated record